Messenger RNA from Carassius gibelio (silver crucian carp), 2684 nucleotides. RefSeq lists its product as uncharacterized. Lineage: Eukaryota; Metazoa; Chordata; Actinopteri; Cypriniformes; Cyprinidae. The record is from RefSeq and is a predicted model, not a curated record. The transcript is spliced from 7 exons. Bases 499 to 1845 code for a protein of 448 amino acids.
UUAUGUUCUGUCUUUUGCUGUUUUUUGAAAGUUAAAAAUUCUAAGAACAUACAUUUUGAAACUGUCAUUUUCAGAACCAACAAUGGACACAUCUGUUAAUCAAAGGGAGGUAGAAGAGGAAGUGGUGCUUAAGUGGUCGAAGGGUGUUUUCCUGUUGUUGUGUUCACUGCUGAUGUAGAUCUGAUCCACCUUAACCAGAUUUAACAGAUCCAGUCCCUAGAGGGCGCUGUAAAGUCAUCUAUAGUGGGACAUGCUGCCUCAUUCAGCAGAUGUUUUCAGCGGUUUUUCCCCAUCAAAAAGCAAACGCAUUCGUUUUUCUUUCAGCACAGCCAUCGUUAUGAAAAAUCUUUUAUGAAUUUCGCUAUCGGUCUUCAUUUGGGGUUUUAUCUUGUAGUUCUCUGUCAGUCAUUUUGGCAUUUGCUAGGAAACUAGAAUUAAACGGGCGGUCUUCUCAGGUUUAUUUAAAUAAUAGCCGUGGUAAACUCGCAUUUUAUUAAGAUGGUCAGAUAUAUGAAGAAUCUAAUUUUUCUCGUUUUUUUCUUGUUUUUCGCUAAUGGUGUGUUUGGUUUUGAAACCGAUGGCAUUAAGUCAAUAUCAGUGACGGAGGGAGAUUCCGUCAAUCUAGACACGUGUGUUGAUCAAGUACAGAAAGAAAAAAUACUGUGGACGUUUGAAAACACUAUCAUAGCUCAGAUCGACAAGGAUUCCCAAACGUUCUCCACAAAAGACGGAAAUGAUGGGAGGUUUAGAAACAGACUGGACUUAAACGCUGAAUCUGGAUCACUGACCAUUAGGAACAUCAGAACGAGCCACUCCGGAGUUUAUAAAGUGGAAAUGAAGAGCCCGAGCGGCUCCUCGAACAGGAGGUUCAAUGUGACUGUAAUAGGUGUGUUUGAUCCGGACGCAGAGAAAAUAAAGCCCGUAUCAGCAAAGGAGGGAGAAUCCGUCACUCUAAACACGAACUUUAAAGUACAGAAAGACUAUCUGAUCGUGUGGAAUUUUGGACGGGCCGCCAAAGACUGCGUAGAUAAUCCGCUUCAUCACGUCCCGUGUCAAAGGGAUGUGACCGCCAUCGCUAAAAUCGAUGGAGAAACCGGUGAGGUCGCAUUAGAUCCCGGUGACGGCGAGAUGUUUAGCGACAGACUGAAAAUGGACAAAGUGACCGGAUCUCUGACCAUCACAGACAUCAGACCCAAACACGCUGGGUUUUAUAUGCUACAGAUCAGUAAUAACACCGGGACCACAUACAGGAGAUUCAACGUUACCGUUAAUGAAAUUACGAAAUUCCACUCACAUGUAGUUUGGAUGCCAAUCGCUAUAGUGCUUUUGUUGAUGGUGACGGUUUGGUGUUUGGCUGUGGGCUUUAAAAACUGGCGCAACAGGAACUUUUUGUUGUGGAAACUGAGGUCGUAUAACUGCUGUCAGUCUACAGGGGCGCAGGAACCGGAAUUAAUACCAAAAUCGGUGAUAGAGGGAGAACCUGUGACUCUCGACACGGAUCGAACUCUACUGCAGAGAGAUGAUGUGAUCGAGUGGAAGUUUGGAGGCAAAGUCAUCGCGAAAAUCAGCAGAGUAGCCGGUAAGAUCUGUCAGAAGACUUAUGAUGGUCCUGAAGAGAAGUUCAGAAACAGACUGGAGCUGGACUGUAAGACUGGAUCUCUGACUAUCACAAACACCAGAACCACAGACUCUGGAGAUUAUCAACUACAGAUCGCCACCAGUGGAAGAGUGGAAAUAUACCGAAAAUUCAACGUUUCUGUCAGAGAUUCCAGUCGGAAUAUGCCUAACGAGUCAGCUGAGUCUCUUUUGAUGAGUAAAGAGAGAGAUGCAGCAGCUCCAAUAUAGAGUUGGUAUAAUGCUAUUAACACUGAUGAGAAAUGUGUCAUAUACGGUGUUAUUUGCCUAUACAAUGUUUCACACUUAUUAUGAAUGACCAAGAACUUGCUAACUGUACUGUAUACAUUUUAUGUGCAUCACAACAGUGUUUUUUUCUGGCUGAUGUGCUUAUUCCUGAAAAUAUUCACUAUAUAAAGUGCAGCUAAUGUAUGUGAAUGUUGUUUUUGUACAUAUCCUUGAGCCUGUGAUGUGUUCACAGACAUGCCUCUGCUCAAAUAAUGUUUUAUUUAUGUCUAGCACUGUCAUUUUUAAAAUGAUAUACCUUUUUCUGUGUGCGUGUAAAUGCCUCAAUUGUAUCUAGAAUGCACUUUGUAUGACCAAAUAAUAAUAGAAGACACUACAGCUUUCGCAUUGCUAUUACGAAACACUGGGGAUACAGCAUUGUUGCUUUAUUUUCGGAACAUUUGCUGAUCAGUGUAUACAUUUUUCGACAGCACUUAACCAACUAAUACUAGCACUUUUCCUUUUCUUGUCUUCUUUUAAAUAAUAAUAAAAUAAAAAAAAAACCUGGCUAUGCGUUCUAUACUAGACUAACUGAGACUUGUCAUGGCACUUAUACUGUUGUUGCUUGUUGACCUGACUGCUUCUAUUGUUCUCAUUUGUAAGUCGCUUUGGAUAAAACCGUCUGCUAAAUGAUUAAAUGUAAAUGUAAAAUGUGAGAAAAUGGCCUCAAUUGUAAAUUUCCAUUUCUUAGUCAUAUUUUUUGUUGAAUAUAUUUAUUUUUAUUUUUCAAGUGUUAUGUAGCCUUAUAACUAAAAAUAAAUAAAUAAAUAAAUAAACAACAACGA